Messenger RNA from Acanthopagrus latus (yellowfin seabream), 2656 nucleotides. RefSeq names its product NK2 homeobox 5 (gene nkx2.5). NCBI's taxonomy places the organism in Eukaryota, Metazoa, Chordata, Actinopteri, Spariformes, Sparidae. Gene Ontology annotation, biological process: cell differentiation; regulation of transcription by RNA polymerase II. The coding region runs from base 493 to 1482 and encodes 329 amino acids. The transcript is spliced from 2 exons. Gene Ontology annotation, cellular component: nucleus. Gene Ontology annotation, molecular function: DNA-binding transcription factor activity, RNA polymerase II-specific; RNA polymerase II cis-regulatory region sequence-specific DNA binding. The record is from RefSeq and is a predicted model, not a curated record.
ACUUAAAGCAACAUUUCUGACCAUUUAAUUUGCUUUGGAAAGAGAAUUAAAAGCUCUCGGCUGCUGCAGGUUGGGUGCGUGUGCAGUGAUUUAAAACGCGCGCGCGCACACACACACACACACACACACACACACACACACACACACACACACACACACACACACACAUAGAGCUAUAACCAGACAUCACUUCACGUCAUAAAGUGGGAGUACCAGUGACUCCAUACAAAGGGUCCCACUGGCUCCCCUCCCUCCUCCCCCCUGCGUCACCGGGAGGAGAGGGAGGCCAAACGACAGCCAAAAAAAAAAAAAAGGAGAAAAGUUUGGAGACAGGGUUGACAUUCAAAAUGCACACUUCACUCAAGAUCAGCCUGCUACACCAAACUAAUACUUAAAUCCGGUAAAUAUUGCCAGGAAGGAGUGUGUUGACUUCUCCCCUGCUGCCUCCACAUGACAGGUUAAUAGGUGACUUUUUUUGGAGCUCUGUUGGCCAUGUUUCCCAGCCCCGGCUGCACGUCCACUCCCUUCUCCGUAAAGGAUAUAUUAAACUUGGAGCAGACUCAUGACGUUAUGGUGUCUUCUCUGGACGUGUCUUCCCGCAUGGACUGCUGCAUCGCGCCGACCUCUUCUUCCUCCUCCUCCUCCUCUUCCUCCUCCUCUUCCUCCUCUUGCAUGCUGGCCCGCCUGAAGCAGGAGCCUCUCCGGGACAUGUCCGCCGCCGGCUCGCUGUUCGGAGAGGAGCUCCACGAGUCCAGGGCCGACAGAGGUAAUGCGCUCAGCUUCGCUGCCGCCUUUUAUGGGAAAUCUCUCCUGGAGAUGGACGUGGUCAAGGACGGGAAAUCAGACGCGUUUGAUGGGAAACGGAGAAAAGAGGAGUUCAGUCCUCCGGUCGAGCCUGUGGACGACGCUAAGCCCGAGGAUCCAGACCGACCGAGGCCGCGGAGGCGCCGGAAGCCGCGCGUCCUCUUCUCCCAGGCGCAGGUGUACGAGCUGGAGCGCCGCUUCAAGCAGCAGAGGUACCUGUCCGCCCCGGAGAGGGACCACCUGGCCGGCGUGCUCAAACUCACCCCGACCCAGGUGAAGAUCUGGUUCCAGAACAGGAGGUACAAGUGCAAGCGGCAGAGGCAGGACCAGAGCCUGGAGAUGGUGUCCCUGCCGCCGCCCAGGAGGGUGUCGGUGCCGGUGCUGGUGCGGGACGGGAAGCCUUGCCUGGCGGCGGACUCGGCCCCUUACAACCCGUCCUCCUACAGCGUGGGCCACAUCAACCACUUCACUUAUAACAACUACCCGGCGUUCAGUAACUACACCAGCCCCGGCUGCAACACGAACUAUGCGUGCAGUUACCCCGCAGCCUCGAUGCAAACUAUGCAGGGAUCCUCCGGCGGAGGGAACUACAUGAACUUCGGUGUGGGGGACCUGGGUAACGUGCAGAACACGUUCCCCUCCAGUAACGGGCCGUUACAUGGCAUCAGGACAUGGUAAACCAACGGGCCGCGCGCUCCGGUCACCUGUUCACUACACCGGGCUGCGUUCUGACUGCAUGGCUUUUUUUAAAAAAACGUGUCGAGACUUUGAAGAGUUUGUGUAACUUCUCCUAUAUUUAAUAAUUUUAACUUGGGUUUUUUCGUUUUUUCGUUUAUUGUGUUCAGCACCAGUAUUUGUCUGAAUAGUUUAGAUACGUUUUUAUUUAUGCUCGUGUGAUUGGCACACGGACAAGACAUUUCAGCCCAAAUGUAUACAAUUGAAAAACAAAAAUUGCGACUGCAGCUUUAAUUUUUUUUUUUUUUCAAAUUUGCCUCACCAUUUUCCAAUUUAAUAUAUUAUUUUUUGACACGCUAAAUGAUGAUCAAUCAAUCAGAGAGUGAACGACUUUAAAAAGAUAGGGGCAAUUAGUUUGCAACAAAUAUUUCAUGUAGGCCAUUAUUAUUAUUAUUAUUAUUAUUAUUAUUAUUAUAGUUAACAUUAAACCUAAUUAAAAUUGUUUACAGUAAUGUUGAGCCUCUAGUUUUGCUCUGGCUGGCAAUCCAAAAAUAAUUAAAAAUAAAAACAAUAAUAUCAGGAAACUACAAAUAUUUAAGCCACAUUAUAUAAUAUGUAACAUGGAAGUGUAAUUAUGGCAAUAUAAAGACAGCAUGUAAUCCAUGUCUCUGGGUCACAUACUGGUUGAACUGGUCGUACAAUAGAUCACCAUGAAGGGGCCCAACAUCUGUACGGCCCUCAUAUGGUUUGUGUCUGGUUAAAAUGUUCAAGUGGCUAUUAGGAAGCUUCCUUCAAUAUGCUUCAACAAGGUUAAAAGGUUGCUAAAAGUUUACACAUUUUACAACCCGCUGUCAGCCACAUGUACACUCCACACAUGUUUAAAGUCACUGUGACGGAGGCGGCUGUGAGCUGUGACCUUGAGCAGUACUGAAGGUUUUGUUGAAGUCAGGGUUUGCUGAUUUAAUCAGGAAAUGUGUUUUUGAUUCUUUAGAACUACAAAUCUUUUGAUUUUUUUUUGCCAAUCGUGUUGCGCACACGCGCUUUUUCUGUAGGAUCUGUCGAAAAUUCUUCCUGAGAGUCGACAACAUUGUUGACAAGUUCAAGAUGUUACCUGAUCAAAUAUGAUUUUCAUUAUUUUUGGACAUUUGAUUAUUAAACACUUUCGUUUUGAAACUUU